Messenger RNA from Neospora caninum, 5259 nucleotides. Its product is annotated as pollux, isoform A, related. NCBI's taxonomy places the organism in Eukaryota, Apicomplexa, Conoidasida, Eucoccidiorida, Sarcocystidae. The coding region runs from base 1 to 5259 and encodes 1752 amino acids. The transcript is spliced from 5 exons. The record is from RefSeq and is a predicted model, not a curated record.
AUGAAGAAAUCUGCUGCUAUGGCAGCCCUGGAAGGCCGCACUCUACUGACUGCCAGUGGGGCCCGAGAAGAAGGGGAGAAGGAGGGAGAAGAUGGAGGGCGAGAAGAAGACGUGGGGAGGAACCCGAAUCGAGGACGAGAUGGAGACGCGGAUGCUGUUCUGCCCAUUUGUACUCGGGGAGGGCUACUUGCGGCGUCAGUGAACGGAAUGGAGGAAAGACAUCCAGGAGGGGAGGCAGAAGACAGGAAACGUCAACUGGACGCUCGGGAACGGGACACCCCAGGACGGCAAGGUGCAGGAGAAGCGAAAGGCGACGGCAGGAAGAGGGAAAGCCUGGAUGCGCAGAGAGAUACAAGCGUGCAGAUCAGCGAAUCAGAGGAUUCGCCUGACGCUUCUGCCGCCCACAUUGGUGUGACCGCCAGCAGGGGGUCGGGACGAGGCGACUCGGGUGUAUGUACACCGCUUACACAGGCGGGACACGGUGGCACAGGCGACGGCGACGAAUCCCCAGAAGAACGAGGAGGCCGGAUAGACGCCGAAGAAGCCCUGGACGCAGCUGAGAGAACGCGGUUCUCCGGUGUACAGGCAAGGGAGAAGGAAAGAGACACGGGCGACACAAACGACGCAGGAGAGAAGUCACGACAUUUCGUCUCACCUGGACUGACAUCGGAAAAGCGACAGGAAGAGGGACGCGGGGCAGCAGACGUCGAACAUGUCCUCGGAAGCAGGCGAUCCCGGCACGAGAUCUCUCCUCAGGUUUCCACGCCUCCUUCCUCGGGCCACACGUCUCUUCUCUCUUCGCCUUGUCCUUCGUCUUUGCCUUCUCUUUCUUCUUCGCCUUCCCCUUCUUCUUCGCCUUCUCUUUCUUCGUCCUCGCCCUCGUUACCCUGUCUUUCCUCUGCACAUCCCGCCGCUGCUUCUUCUGGGAGCCUCUCAGGUGAAGACGUGGCGCAGGUUGUCGAACGUCUGCGGAGAGAGAAGGCGGAGGCGACGGAGAUUUUCGCGGAGACAGUUUCGCGCUACGACGAAGAAAUCCGUUUCCUUAGAGCGCAGCUGGCUGCGUGUGGCGGGCCGCAGCGGGCGCCCCAGCCGCAUGCGUCUUCGAAAUCGGAGGGUUCCCUCCCUCGACACCGUUCUGCGUCUUCUUUCUCGUUUGUCUUCUCGUCCUUCCAAUCGUCUGGGCGGUCCCCGGUAAGGGAACGAGAAAGACCGCGCACCGGCGACAGCUCCGCUCUCUUUCCCCGUUACGCGUCCUACGGGAGGCGGCGCCGGGACAAGAGCACCUCAUCGCUCUCUUCACCGCCCUCUUCCUUGUCGCUUCCGGGUGUCUCUUCGAGCAGUCCACUUGCGUCUCUCGACGAGGCUGCCCCGUCCUCCGCGUUGUUGCGCAUGUCAGGGGAUGAAGGAAACGUACCGAUUGCAGAGAAGCUCGUGGAAAGCGAUCGUUCGCGGAGCCUCCCCAACGGGCCUCCAGCUGGGGAGACAGCUCUGCCUCCGCUGCCGAUUUCCACAGGGGGCAACAUCUUGCUCGAGAAGGGAGAAGAGAAGAAGGAAGAUGGAGCCGGCGCAGGGAAUGAGGCCGCAUCGCAUGCAUCCCGGACCGGAAUUCCCUUCUCCACCCUUACAGAGAAGACCCGAUUUCCUUUCGCCUCUGGAAUUCGGACAAGUGGAAGCAAAAGUGGGAUCACAGCAUUCGCGAUAUCGCCUCGACACGGCCAAGCGAAUGUGGUCUCCGUAGCCUCGCCGUGGCGCGAGGAAGCAGCCUCAGCGGCCGCUCUCAGGUGUACAUACACCGCAGAGGGUAGGGGUUUGGAGGAGGGUUGCCGUCCUGACGCAGUGGGAGGCGCCGCAGGCGCCUCACCCGAACGGAAAACUGGGGAGGGGCGCGGCGCAGGCGAGCUCCGGAUAGAACCGCCGGAGUGUACAGACACCUCGCACGGCGGGCGGCUGAAGCAGUUGGGAGAGCGAAGACCCGGCAAGGACGAGUCCAGCCCGAAGGCGUCGCUGCAUCGCGUGGCGAGCCGCAUUGCGGCCACGAGUGUCGCAAAGAAACUCUAUGGGAUGGGCCGGCUCGCUUCCAGCCUGCACCACAGCUCCUCGCAUGCGCCAGAGCCCAAGUCCUCCACGCCUUCCGCGUCUCCAUCGUUCUUAGCGGCGGCGGGAUUCGCGCUGGGGACGGAGAAGGAAGAGUCGCCCUUCAGCGUAGGCAGCACGAACUCGUACACGCCUCUCCCUGCCAAUGCCCCUGUCGAGACAGGCGCCUGCACGGCGUCCGUGGAAGCCCCUGGAGAGGCAACGGGGACUCCGGCUUCGGCAACCUCGACACGACAGGACGUGGCCAGCUCUUCGAGGUUUUUUCAAGAUGGUGUCUCCGCGGCGGCGGCGUCGCGAAACCCGCUCGCAGAGGCGGCGCGUGCAGAGGCGUGCGGAGAAGCGGAAAGAGCCCGGACAGAAGAGGCAGAAGAGAGGCCUGUUCCUGCUCCCGAGACGGGAGAGGCCGCCGACAAAGAGGACUCCGUGUUCUCGCGGUCUGCCGUCUCGAAGAAAGACAGGCGAAUCUCGCUCGGAGCCGGCUUCGCUCGGUUCGCGAGUGGCGCGGUGGCCACUGCCCCAGCCGGCCCGCCGCUGGCUCGGAGUCAAACAAGCACCGCGGCGCUCACCAGUGGAGAGAAAGCCGACAGCAGUGUAAGCAUGGGCGUGAGUCGAUCUUGGCGAGCGCUCCUCUUCAGCCGAGACAAGACCUCAACGCACUCUUCCUCUUCUUCCUCUUCUUCUUCCUCUUCUUCUUCCUCUUCUUCUUCCUCUUCGUUGGCAUCGUUUGCUUCUUCCUCUGUUUUGUCCUCGCGUGGAGGGACGUCGGGGGGGAAGGGGCGCGAGAAGCGCGAGGAGGGCCUUGGCGCCUCGACGGGUCGGGAAACAGGCCAGCUGUACCUGCCGAGCAGCCUUCGCUUCCGCAGCAAAGGCGCGAAGGAGAGUCGCCUCGCGGCGGCGACUGCGCGACGGCCCGCCGUGGACGCCGUGGAUCCGAGCGUGCUGUCGGCGGCCACGUGGAUUGACGUGAUCCUUCCCGACUGGAACAGCCAGCGGGGGUCCGCGCUCUUCUCCCGGCUCCUCCAUGCAGGCGUCCCGACGGAAGUUCGCGGCGAAGUGUGGAAGAAGGCGGUUGGAGACCAGCUGCUGAUCACCCCCCGGCUCUAUGAGAUUCUCCUCAGCCGCGUGCAACACGUGCGGAGCUACCUCGUACGCACGAACCGCCGCUAUCGAGACCGGAUCGCCGAAACCAUGAGGACCGACGAAGAGAGAGAUCAAGAAGAGCGAGAUCAGGAAGCGCGAAAAGAGAAGACCGAGAAGGAAAAGAACGAGGGAGACGCGCGUGGACGCGACAGAGACGCCGGGGCGCCGACGGAGAAGGCGGGAGAGGAGGGAAAUGGCAGGCGAAGCCGGGAGUGCUGUCCAUGCUGCCGACACGGGGCAGCGAGAGAGAGCCCGGGCGAGAGAGAAGAGAGCACACGCAGUCCCGUGGCACGCAGGUUGCCUUCGCGAAGCGACCAAGACAACCCAAAGCUCCACGUGGACGGCCCGGCUAGUAAGAAUCGACCCUCGUCUGUUUCGGGGUCCGAAGAAACGCGCUCGGCUUCCCUCGCUCCACAGACGUGCUGUUGCUGCUGCGUAACCUGCGGAGGGUGCAAGCUCUCGGCGUCGGAGCCCGUGUCGGCCUCCGCCGCGCCUGCGUCUUUCUCCACAUGCCCGUGCGGAUUCUUCAACUGGGAACCUGGCGUCUUCUCCGCCUUCCAAACCAUCGCGAUGGACCUCCACCGCACGCUGCCUCGCCUCGGCGCGUGUCGGACGCGCGUUUCGCGCCCUGCUCGGGAAGAGAACAGACGCGGAGGUGUCGAGACACCUGAAGCACUUGCUGGCAAGACGGAAAACCAGCCCGGCCGCGAAGGCGGAAAAACUGAGCGUGGCGAGGAGACAGAGGCGCGGGAGACAAUGGAAAGCGAGGCAGAGGUGGAGAAGGAGUCAAUGGAGACAGAAGUGAAGGCGGAAGAGAUGGUAGAGACGAGGGGAGAAACGAAUCGAGAGGUGGGCGGCGCAGGAGAGAACGCCCCCGGAGACGAGGUACAAGGAGACCAGGGGAAGGCGAGACGGAUAGGGGAGAGUCGAAACGAGGAGCGAACCGGGACGGAAAACGACGAAGAUGGUAACAGCAAAGAAGAAGGACAAACAUUGAACUUGGCGACUAGUGAGAGCCGCCCCGUCGCGGGGGUGUCUGGGAAAGAGGAAUACAUCGAAGAGGCGAAAGAGGAAGAUGCGGCUUCACUCCAAAAAGGCAACGACCGACAGUCUGCAAAGAAGCCAUCACAAGAAGAAGACAGAGAGGACACCAGGGAGAGAUUUGCCGGCUCCGUGCGCAGAGGCUCACCCUCAAAAUCAAAUUUCGUUACUGUCCAACGACCAGGCUAUUGUAAUCCGCCUUCUUCGUCCUCUUCUUCUUCCUCUUCUUCUUCUUCCUCUUCUUCUUCCUCUUCUUCCUCCUCUUGUUCUUCUUCCUCCUCUUCUUCGUCCUUCUCUUCCUCGUCUGCCUCUUCUUCGCGAUCAAGAUCGAAGUCGAGAGAGCGCGUCGACACGCAGGCAGUGCAGCCGCUUCCGUUCUGCGUCCCGGCGAGCCACAUGAUGUACGAGUAUCUGCGCUGCGUGUUGGAGGCUUACGCGGUGUUUCGGCCGGAUGUCGGCUACGUCCAGGGCAUGGCGUAUCUCGCUGGCGCGUUCCUGCUCUACAUGGAUGAGUAUUCCACCUUUGUCUGUCUGAGCAACCUGCUGCUCAGGAAGUCGCUGCAUGCGUUCUACACCUUUGACAUGGCAGUCGUGGGGCUGUACUUUCGAACUUUCGACGCACUUCUCGCCGAGAAACUCCCCAGAACUGCUGCACAUUUUGAGGCCUUGGGCAUCAGCAGCGACAUGUUCCUCAUCGAGUGGAUGUACACCCUGUUCACGAGGUGUUUGCCGUUUGAACUCGUCAGUCGCGUCUGGGACUUCUUCCUCGUUGAGGGCGACAUCGUCCUCUUCCAGGCUUCUCUCGCGAUUCUCGCCUACUUCCAAGACGAGCUGCUCAGCGGCAGCCUGGACGAGUGCAUGGCUGUCUUGUCUUCUUCGACGACAACGCACUUCCAGGCGAUGGAGGCUCUCCGACGCGAGCUUCGGCUCGCCCCCAUAACUGCUUCCAUCUUCACAGUCGCUGCGACUCUUCUACCGUUCUGA